AGUGGGGCUGACUGCGCGGAUCCUUCCUCGCCCCUCGGCGGAGCGGGUGCCAGCACUGAGGGGCGCGCUUGCGUCCGUUUCUGGGCACGCCUUGGCCGGGCGGAGGUGGGGGAGUGGCGGGGCUGGGAGCUGCACGGCUGCUUAGGGCAGCCCCGCGGGGCCGAGUUUGGCCUUUCUUACGUCAGUGGCCAGUGGGAGCCCUUUGGGGUCUGGGUGGGGUCAGGGAGAGGGGCUGCGACUGGAUUAGAACCGGGGUUGUGCCGAGCGGCGCCUGCGUAGAAGAACGAGAGGUUAUAGAACUCACAGGGUUACGCCGCUUCCCUUUAUUGGGGAGAAAAAGAUUGGGACUGUAGCUCUGGGGCGAGGCCUUGGGCAAAAGAGGCGGGGGCGACGGUAGGCAGGGGCGGCAUUUGACCGAGAAUUUUUUCUUCUCUAUACCCAGACGUACAGUUAGUAAACCACGCGUGGUAUCUGAGGGGACUGUUUUUGGCAACUUGGUUCCCUCUGCAUAAUGGGAGGAGAAGUCUUUGUUCCACCCAGAUUCAUAGGUUGUGGUCCUAAUACUUAUUUCCCUUCCUUUGUUGUAGACUUACUAGAAUGCUUCAAAAAGUUAAUGACAAGAAAAUUAACACGUAGGUUUUAAAAAUACUAUAAAUCAUUUUUUACAGUAAAUCCAAGUAGAAUUUUUUCAGUGUUGGCAUAUGCUGCAUUAACAUUUUACUGGAAAGGAGAAACGCCUAACAGCCCAUUUUCCUUUAUAUGGCACAUUCUCGAGGUCUCAUAGAUUUUGGGGGGAGGGUAGAUUGCUUCCAACAGGAAAAAAAAGUACUAUACAGUGAUGGAAAAGACAAGUAGGCUAUCAAUAUGACGGCUGAAGAAACAGUGAAUGUAAAAGAGGUUGAAAUCAUUAAGCUAAUUUUGGACUUCCUGAAUUCAAAGAAGCUUCAUAUUAGUAUGUUGGCCCUUGAGAAGGAAAGUGGAGUCAUAAAUGGCCUAUUUUCAGAUGAUAUGCUUUUCCUGAGACAACUAAUCCUUGAUGGUCAAUGGGAUGAAGUUCUUCAGUUCAUUCAGCCUCUAGAAUGUAUGGAAAAAUUUGACAAAAAAAGGUUUCGUUAUAUUAUCCUGAAGCAGAAGUUUUUAGAAGCAUUAUGUGUUAACAAUGCAAUGUCAGCAGAAGAUGAGCCCCAGCAUGUAAGAUUUUUAUUCCUGAAGCUGGAAUUUACCAUGCAAGAAGCUGUGCAAUGUUUACAUGCUCUAGAAGAGUACUGUCCUUCUAAAGAUGACUAUAGUAAGCUCUGUUUGCUUUUGACUUUGCCUCGUCUGACCAAUCAUGCCGAAUUUAAGGACUGGAAUCCCAGCACUGCACGAGUUCACUGUUUUGAAGAGGCUUGUGUCAUGGUUGCAGAAUUCAUCCCUGCUGAUAGGAAGCUGAGUGAGGCUGGUUUUAAAGCAAGUAACAAUCGUUUAUUUCAGCUUGUAAUGAAAGGCCUACUUUACGAAUGCUGUGUAGAAUUUUGUCAGAGUAAAGCAACUGGAGAAGAAAUUACAGAAAGUGAAGUACUUCUUGGCAUUGACCUCUUAUGUGGUAAUGGUUGUGAUGAUUUGGAUCUGAGUUUAUUGUCCUGGCUUCAGAAUCUCCCAUCUUCUGUGUUCUCUUGUGCUUUUGAACAGAAAAUGCUUAAUAUUCAUGUUGAUAAACUUCUGAAACCUACAAAAGCUGCAUAUGCUGAUCUUUUGACUCCUCUUAUCAGCAAACUUUCUCCUUAUCCAUCAUCUCCAAUGAGAAGACCUCAAUCAGCUGAUGCCUAUAUGACCCGCUCUCUGAAUCCUGCUUUAGAUGGCCUCACUUGUGGACUAACCAGUCAUGAUAAGAGAAUUUCAGACCUUGGAAACAAAACUUCUCCAAUGUCACACUCCUUUGCUAACUUCCAUUAUCCAGGGGUUCAAAACCUCAGUAGAAGUCUCAUGCUUGAGAAUACAGAAUGUCACAGUAUUUAUGAAGAAUCCCCUGAGCGAAGUGAUACACCUGUUGAGGCACAGCGGCCUAUCAGCAGUGAAAUCUUGGGCCAGAGUUUAGUUUCAGAAAAAGAGCCUGCAAAUGGAGCACAGAAUCCAGGACCAGCUAAGCAAGAAAAAAAUGAGCUUCGAGAUUCAACAGAACAAUUUCAAGAAUAUUAUAGGCAAAGAUUACGCUAUCAACAGCAUUUAGAACAGAAGGAGCAACAGCGACAGAUAUACCAGCAGAUGUUGCUCGAAGGAGGUGUCAAUCAGGAGGAUGGUCCUGAUCAGCAGCAGAAUCUUACUGAACAGUUCCUCAAUAGGUCCAUUCAAAAGCUUGGUGAAUUAAAUAUUGGAAUGGAUAACCUUGGUAAUGAGGUAUCAGUGCUUAACCAGCAAUGUAAUGGGAGCAAAGGCAAUGCAUCUAAUAGUUCUUCUGUGACUAGUUUUGCUACACCACCCCAAGACUCUAGUCAGAGAUUAACACAUGAUACUUCAAAUAUUCACACAAGCACUCCUCGUAAUCCUGGAUCAACAAAUCACAUACCUUUUCUGGAGGAAUCACCUUGUGGAAACCAAACCUCAUCAGAACAUUCGGUCAUUAAGCCACCUCUUGGAGAUUCUUCAGGGAAUCUAUCAAGGUCAAGAGGGGAAGAGGAUGACAAAUCAAAAAAGCAGUUUGUUUGUAUUAAUACCUUAGAAGACACACAAGCUGUUAGAGCAGUGGCUUUUCAUCCAGGUGGUGGUUUAUAUGCUGUUGGUUCAAAUUCAAAAACUUUGAGAGUAUGUGCCUAUCCAGAAGUCAUUGAUCCAAGUGUACAUGACACUCCUAAGCAGCCAGUGGUACGUUUUAAAAGGAAUAAACAUCAUAAAGGAUCCAUUUACUGUGUGGCCUGGAGCCCUUGUGGACAGUUAUUAGCAACAGGAUCAAAUGACAAAUACGUCAAAGUGCUGCCCUUCAAUGCAGAGACUUGUAAUGCAACAGUUUCAGGACCAGAUCUGGAGUUUAGUAUGCAUGAUGGGACAAUUAGAGACUUGGCCUUUAUGGAAGGCCCAGAAAGUGGUGGAGCUAUUUUAAUAAGUGCUGGAGCGGGGGAUUGUAACAUUUAUACAACAGAUUGUCAAAGAGGACAAGGCCUCCAUGCUUUGAGUGGACAUACUGGGCAUAUUUUAGCACUUUAUACCUGGAGUGGCUGGAUGAUUGCAUCUGGUUCCCAAGAUAAGACUGUUAGAUUCUGGGAUCUUCGAGUACCAAGUUGUGUUCGUGUUGUUGGCACAACAUUUCACGGAACUGGCAGUGCUGUGGCAUCUGUAGCUGUAGAUCCCAGUGGCCGUCUUUUAGCCACAGGUCAAGAAGAUUCUAGCUGCAUGUUGUAUGACAUAAGAGGAGGAAGAAUGGUACAAAGUUAUCAUCCUCAUUCCAGUGAUGUUCGCUCUGUUCGAUUCUCCCCUGGAGCUCACUACUUGCUAACAGGCUCUUAUGAUAUGAAAAUAAAAGUGACAGACCUACAAGGGGACCUCACUAAGCAGCUUCCUAUCAUGGUGGUGGGGGAGCACAAGGACAAAGUGAUUCAGUGCAGAUGGCACACCCAAGAUCUUUCCUUUCUGUCGUCUUCUGCAGACAGAACUGUAACCCUCUGGACUUACAAUGGAUAGAGUACAUCUCGUGUCAGUCUAUGCAGUGAAAGCACACAGACUUAAGACUACUGAGUUGUAAAAAUUACAAAUCUGAAGAACAUAAACUGUCCAGGAAAGUGGUUUAGCACGAGGAGGCCCCCUUCUUACCAUGUAUACUAUUGAGAGGUGUUGGGUGGUGUUAUUCUGCAGUGCUUUCAGUCUUCCAUGUGAGCUCGUGCUGCUGUGACCUGAUAUAUGUAGUCUCGUUGCCAAAGUCUGCGCAAGAGCUCUUAUGUUAUCGGUGUGCACUCCAAGUCGAGGUGGAUGAUGUGUUUACGGUUUAGUAUUAAAUGCAUUCCUUGGUCUCUGCCUAAAUAAUGGUUUUAUAUAAACAUUGAACUUCAACUAUAUUAUUACAUGUAAUGCAACCAGGUUCUAUCCAGAUUAAACAUAGGUGUUCAGAAAUUACUUUUACUCUUCUCACAAUCCCAUAUUGUAUCACUUAUCUUCUAGAGGUCAGAAUUUUAUAUGUCACUGAAAAGUUACAUGGUUAUUUUCACUUGAGGAUCAUUAUGGAGUUUAAAGAUGAAUGGAAAACUGCUUCUUAGUUCAAGGGUAUAGGCCUUUUCUUUUUUCUUAAACCCAGGGAUAUGAUCACUAUUUUGUCACACAAUUUUGUUUCAGGCUAAAAGGUAAAUGUGUUUGCUUCAGAAACUUGUUUUUCAAUUUUUUGAAUGCAACAAGAUACCUCCCUUCCAAACUGCAGCGUAGGAGCAGGACUGCAGCAGUUAUGUGAUGCAACACUUGAUGGUACAGUAAAUUUACUGGCUAGCAUUUUUCCUCUUAAAAAUUAAAAACUUUGUCAUAGGCCAUAGCAUGGCUUGAAAUGCUAUGUCUGCAUGAUCAUUUAAAAUGGGAAAUUUAAACUUUGCACUCCAAAAGCUUAUUUGGAUUUUUUUUCUUGCACUGUUUUGUGUAAUGCAGAGUAAUGAUUUUAUUUCUAUGGCAUUGUAGAUCCUAACAUUUAUGUAUCUUUAUUUUCAUAUUGUACAGUAAUUUUACUUUAAAUUAUUAAAUAGGCUAUUUUAUUUAUUUCAAAUGCAGUUGUUUUGGUUCUAAUUGAACUGUUUGUGCACUGUAUGUAGCAAGCAUUUUUAAUCUAUUGUAUACAAGUAGAAAGGGUAUUAGAAGUGUAACUGUGCUAUUAUUUCAAUAAAGACCUCUUGACACUUAAAACU
This is a messenger RNA of Microcebus murinus (gray mouse lemur), 4853 nucleotides long. NCBI's taxonomy places the organism in Eukaryota, Metazoa, Chordata, Mammalia, Primates, Cheirogaleidae. The record is from RefSeq and is a predicted model, not a curated record.